Molecule: messenger RNA, 2518 nt
Organism: Amoebophrya sp. A25
Lineage: Eukaryota; Dinophyceae; Syndiniales; Amoebophryaceae
Source: the annotation of a GenBank genome assembly
AGAGAGCUUUCAUGUCUUACGCAUAUGAUAGUCUUUUACCCAACUUCCAAUAAACUCGUAGAUUUCAUCUUAUAGUACUUAUCGUGUUUAUUGCGCAACCACAACGAAAAUCUCCUGUAGAUAGUAUCCCGGGGAGUAACUUGUUGUGAAUCUUCUCCCUUCUUGAUUGUAUCCUUAAGCUUGUUCUCACAGGAACGAAUUACGAAGCAUCCUAAAAGGCGUGAAGAAAUUAGUGAUGAAAUUCAUGAGAAACGCUACUCCACACGACGUUCAGUAAUCCGUAUGAUAGUAUCGAAAUAUUAAAUCGCGGCUUCGCGCAGAACUGAGCCUAGCUCACAACUCAUCCGUAGUUAGUACACUAAGCAGUUGUUUACCCCACUUCCUUCCACAAAGAAAAUGGACGUCACAGUAUCGGACGCAGUAGGCCUCCCCGCUGACACUUAUGUGUCAAUUAGGAUCGGAGAUACUCGGCGGCAAGGACCUUAUCGGGCUGGAGAGGCUUUUCGAUUUCAAAAAUCGAACGCGGCAACCUUAAAACUGGACCUUUUCCAGCACAUUGCUGGAUGCACUGUCAACAUGUAAAAAUCAAAUAGAUUGGUUGUGGCCUUUCUUCGUUUGAUGGAUUCAGUCGGACUAACAACUAGCAUAGUCAGUGCGACGGUGUUCAGAUCUACAUCAUAUUAGCAUAAAAUAGUGAGAGGGCCGAUAGCUCAAGGUGAAGAUCUAGAACUAGAUCAUUGAAAUUUCACUCGUUAAAUAUAAUCUACUUAGUUCUACUGUGAUACUUAAUUAUAGUACUGAUGUGACUUGUAUGUUCAGAAUGUACACAAGCAACUGUUUAGUCUUUCCGAUGGUAAAGAGCGACCAUCGAAGACGCAAUGAUGAUGACUGUGAUGCCCACGUAUUUUCUCCCUUCAUGGAAUUUCACAGGUUUCAGUUGCGAAAUGACGAGCUGCACAGGGAGACGGUGAACAUGGGUAGUGAUGAUAACCGCAUGUCUUUGAAUCUUCGUUGCACCAUGCCUGAUGGCGAGCAGACCCGCGAGCGCCAACAGGCGCGGCAGGCCCGCCACGAGGUGACGACGAAGGCCACCGAAUACCUGGAGGGGAGCGGUGUCCAAGGUGUACUGCAGAGUGUCAUCCGGUCUUUGCUGGAGCAACAGCCCCACGAUGCGCUGUCGUUCAUGAUCGAGCACAUGUCGGAGCAAAAGCGCAUGCGCGUGCCGGAGUACGACGCCGAAGCGGUGGCCGAAGCGUUGGGCGGCGAGGUCGCCGCUGUGGAUGCCAUCCCGGAAGCGGCCCUGAAGACCAACGUCCCAGACGUGGCCGAACAAGAAGCCGCCGAGCAGGCAGCUGUUCUUGGCGACGCAGGAGGCCUGGCGAUGGACGCCCACCACGAAGUCGUGGAACAGAACGCAGAAGCGGACCAAGUCGUGGCGCAACCUACUGAAGAGCAGGCGCAACCUACUGAAGUCGUCGAACCGCAAGAAGAACAGGCGGCCGAACCUGCCGCCGAAGCAGCCGCCAUGGAGCCUGCUGCCGCAGAGGAACCGCCUGCAGAAGAAGCAGCGGUCGAGCCAGCUGCUGAAGACGUUCAAGCGGAAGCCGCGCCCGCGGAUAGUGCAGAAGCAGUCGCGGAGGAAACUGUAGCGGAGGGUGCAGCACAAGACGCUGAGGCCGCUCCUGUUGAGGGAGAAGCAUAAGAGCCGGGGUGAGUUGUAAGAUUAAUAUCUUCAUCAAGGACUAAAUAUAUUAGUUGAUAUGUGAUAUUUAAGUACUAGAGAUAGCACGAGACGAAAUGGGUUUGGGUGCGUAGAAAAGACGUUGCGAAGUCCGUCUGGUAUACGUCAGAUGGUCCAGGGCAAGGCUAUGGAUCUUAUCGUUGUACUAGGAAUUUACGGGAAUUUCAUCUUCGCGCUAUGAAAAAUGAAACUACUCUUUUACAUAUUAUAGGAUAAGGAAAUAAUGAUCAGCUUCUUAUUUUUACAAAUGAAAAGGGUACGGGAUAUAUUUUUUAUCAUAAUUUUUUCAAUUUCAGCAUCAUCAAAUCAGCAUAAGCAUGUACAUAUGAUAGCAACCUAUGUAUAAUUAGUGACCACGCCGUCGUGGAGGCAUAUUCGCAUUACCAGUAAUGACUACGCAAGUAUGCUGUCGCCCAAAAAAAAAUGUUUCUUUAAUCAUCACGUUACAUGACUACUUGAAAAUCCGUUUUUAAAUUGAUACGCAACGAACCCUUGAACCAUCUUCAUGAUUUUUUCGAUAAAGGAUGAGUGACCGUAAUAGACACGCAUAUCUGAAGUGAUAAAUGCAAAAUCGCAGAGCAUCCAUGACUACUUACGUAAAGAAAUCGAAUGUCUCGAUGUACAAAAAUUCGGAUCGAACGUACUUCAGAAUGAAAAUGCAUUUUCCACCACCGAAUGCACAUAGUGGUCUGAGAUGCUGCAAGAGAUACUCGUAAUUUGCGAGAUAAGACCAACAGGUAAUCGUAAUGCAACUGUGGAACAAUGAAAGGAGACUAC